GCUUGGACAGCAUAACAGGAGAUUGGAUUCAACUAUGGACACAGAAUAUACCUUUGACAAUGGUCCUGACAAUCCUCCGACCUCUUUAUUUUUUGGACCCAACUUUUUGCAAUCCAUGUUAUACAAUCUAUCCCCUCCUGAGGCGAGUGUUCUCUCAAACCUUAGCAAUUCACAGUGCUGAAGCCACAAUAGAUGCAGCUUUUCUUGCAUUUCUCACAACAGCAGCAGAGCUGAUCAAUGUUUUUUCUUCUGUUCAUGAUGGAUUAAAGCAGGCUCUAAUGCUUGCAACACUGUUAUUGAGACCAUUUGCUCUCUAUAAUAACGAGGCAGCGCUUCCAAAUGAAGCAUUCCUCACCAAGGAGAAAUAUGGAUCUGUGCAUCGGGUGUACAUCAUCUGUGACCAGGACAAGGUCAUUAAAAGAAGACUUUCAAAGGUGGAUUAUUGAAAGAAACCCAACAGAUGAGGUAAAGGUUAUUGCUGGCUCUGAUCACAUGGUUAUGUUUUCCAAACCGCUGGAGCUCUGCUCUUGCCUCCAGGAAAUUGCAGACAAAUAUGCUUAAUAAAUAUUUUUGAGAUGC
Messenger RNA from Rubroshorea leprosula, 579 nucleotides. The record is from the annotation of a GenBank genome assembly. NCBI's taxonomy places the organism in Eukaryota, Viridiplantae, Streptophyta, Magnoliopsida, Malvales, Dipterocarpaceae.